AUGAAUCGAGGCGCUUUUGACAUACAGCCGAUUGGCCGCUUCUAUGGAUCCAAUGCUACGAUUCGCCGUCCUAAGGAGAUCACUUGCUUUUCAUAUGAUGACCAGCACUCCUUUCAUUUAGGGGAUUUGUCCCUACGAUACUACUAUCCACCACAUCUUCCGGCAGACUUGAAUCGUGGUUAUGAUACCUUCCAAAAGCUGGAUGACUCGGCGGAUGAGCAUCUAAAUGCUCUACUGGAAACGAUCAUGGCUUUGGAAAAGGAGACAGGAAAGAAAUGUGAGGCCGAUAUCAUCACCUGGAGGGGAAUGAUGACCAAAAUCCUGACGGCGCCAUUCGACAAUUUGAAUGGAUUCGAAAUGAAUGCGACUCGGUUCCAAGAUACUAUAUUUAUUGAAGAGAACAAUCUCUACAAGAACCAGCAAAAACAGUUACAAAAGAAUCAACGAAUGCCCCCAGGGAUGCCUUCUCAGGAUAUGAUGGCCUAUUGGGGGUACAAAUUCGAAACACUAUCUCUUCUCAACCAGCCAUGGGACCCGACGACACGUGAAGAGAUUGAAUCCCGGGAUGAGCUGACUGUGAACAACAAUGCCCAAUACUGCUCAGUUGUACGCACAGGAAUAGGCAAGACGCGACUGAUAAUCGGGGGCGAGGUUGAUGCCGUCUGGGAUUGCAAGCCUACUCGAAAAGAAGACGGUAUUCACUGGGUGGAACUUAAAACAUCUGCAGAGAUCAGAAACGAUCGGGACAUGUUGAAAUAUGAGCGGAAACUGCUAAAAUUCUGGGCACAGUCAUUCUUGCUUGGUGUUCCCAAAAUCAUUGUAGGCUUUCGUGAUCAACGUGGUAUAGUCCAUCGCUUAGAAGAGCUUGAGACUGCCAGCAUACCAAAUAAAGUCAAAAAUGCUGGUAGGGGUACCUGGGACGGGAACAUUUGCAUCAAUUUCACUAGUGCUUUUCUCGAAUGGCUAAAAUCUACUAUUAAUGAGGAGGGGAUGUGGAGAAUUCGAAAGCCCGAGAAAUCAUCCAUUAUUGAAGUAUUCAGACUCGAAGAGAGUGGAACGGGUGAUCUAAUUUCGCCAUCAUUCUCAACCUGGCGGUCAAAGACAUGA
Messenger RNA from Aspergillus bombycis, 1107 nucleotides. Its product is annotated as DXO/RAI1 family decapping nuclease. The transcript has 9 exons. Gene Ontology annotation, cellular component: nucleus; cytosol. Bases 1 to 1107 code for a protein of 368 amino acids. The record is from RefSeq and is a predicted model, not a curated record. Gene Ontology annotation, biological process: NAD-cap decapping; nuclear-transcribed mRNA catabolic process. Gene Ontology annotation, molecular function: mRNA 5'-diphosphatase activity. NCBI's taxonomy places the organism in Eukaryota, Fungi, Ascomycota, Eurotiomycetes, Eurotiales, Aspergillaceae.